Molecule: messenger RNA, 6434 nt
Organism: Rhineura floridana
Lineage: Eukaryota; Metazoa; Chordata; Lepidosauria; Squamata; Rhineuridae
Product: zinc finger protein OZF-like
Exons: 7
Coding region: 404-2266 (620 amino acids)
Biological process (GO): regulation of transcription by RNA polymerase II
Molecular function (GO): DNA-binding transcription factor activity, RNA polymerase II-specific; RNA polymerase II cis-regulatory region sequence-specific DNA binding
Source: RefSeq, a predicted model, not a curated record
UCCCUGCUGGAGGGGGAAAAGGGCUUCGUCUCUCGCGAGGGCUGCAUAGGGUAGGUGACCCUGGAGGAGAAGAUUACAGCAAUUGCUUGGGAUCACAGAGGAACCUAGAAAGAUAGGAAGCUGCCUUAUACCAAGUCAGACCAUUGGGCCAUCCAUCUCACUAUUGUCAACCAUCACUGGCAGCAACUCCUCAGGGUUUCAGACAGGUGACAUCCUGCCCUACUUGGAGAUCCUUGAAACUGACCCUGGGAUCUUCUUCCAGGAAGGCUGAGAGAGGGAGGCUGCACGGUGGGGAAAGAAUGAACUUGGUCGCACCUCUAAUUAGGAGGCCAAAAAGCCAGAAUUGGCAGGAAACAAAAGAGUUCCUUCAGCCUCUUGGAGGCUUUUCUAGAGCAGAUCACAGAUGGAUGGGGAAGACUCAUCUGGCUCAGAAGCAGGAAGAGGCUCCCAUAUCACCCAGGCUGGGAGCAGUGGGGGACUCUGGGGAAGAACCAUGCAGACGGUCUUGGGUGAGGAGGACACACUCAGCUCAGAUGUGCAGCGGCAACAGUUCAGGCAUUUCCGCUACCAGGAGGCCAAGGGACCCCGAGAGGUUUGUAGCCGACUGCACCGUCUCUGCCGGCAGUGGCUGAAGCCAGAACGACACACAAAGAGUGAGAUCCUGGACCUUGUGAUCCUGGAGCAGUUCUUGGCUGUCCUUCCACCAGAGAUGGAGAACUGGGUGAGGGAAUGUGGAGCGGAGACCACUUCCCAGGCAGUGGCCCUGGCCGAAGGUUUCCUCCUGAGCUGGGCAGAGGACAAGAAGCAGGCGGAGCAGCAGAGAAAGGACCCGUUUUCAGAAAUGGCCACUGCUUUCCUUGAGGCAGAGAGGACUUCAUUGGAUACCAUACAGAGGCCUCUGGGAGAUGGAGUGAUGCUGGCAAGGCCUCCUCAGCCGUCUCUUCCUUGUGACUAUGGAGAACCAGCUUCUGUGGCACUGGAUCAGGGUCCAGUGUCCUAUGAGGAUGUGGCUGUGAAUUUCACGGAGGAGGAGUGGGCCCUGCUGGAUCCUGACCAGAGAGUUCUGCAUAAAGAAGUCAUGGAGGAGAACUGCAAGAUUGUGGCCUCUCUUGAAGGAGGUGAACUGCAAACCAAGAAUAAGGGAGACCCUGAUAAAAUCAGCACUGUGGAGAAGCCAUAUAAAUAUUUGGAGUGUGGAGAGAGCUUCAGUCAGAGCUCCUAUCAAAGAAUUCACACAGCGGAGAAACCCUAUCAAUGCUUAGAAUGUGGAAAGAGGUUCGGUCUGAACAAAGACCUUGUUUGUCAUAAAAAAAUUUACACUAGAGAGAAUCCAUUUCAUUGUUUGCAAGAUGGAAAGAAGUUUAGGUGGAAGGAAAGCCUCACUUUCCAUCAGAGAAUUCAUACCAGAGAAAAACUAUAUCAAUGCUUGGUUUGUGGUAGAAGCUUUAAUACAGGCAUAGACUACUGUCAUCAUCAAAGAAUUCACAGUGCGGACAAGCCAUUUCAAUGCUUGGAAUGUGGAAAGAACUUCAGUCAGAGCUCCAAUCUCAUUUCCCAUCAAAGAAUUCACAGCAGGGAAAAACCAUAUCAGUGCUUGGAAUGUGGAAAGAGCUUUAGCCAGAGCUCCAAUCUCACUUCCCAUCAAAGUAUUCACACAGGGGACAAACCAUAUCAGUGCUUGGAAUGUGGAAACUGCUUCACCUGCAAGGCCAGCCUUACUUACCAUCAAAGAAUUCAUACAGGGGAGAAGCCAUAUCAGUGCUUGGAAUGUGGAAAGAGCUUCAGAGACAGCUCCCACCUCACUUCCCAUGAAAGAAUUCACAGUGGAGAGAAACCAUAUAAAUGCUUGGAAUGUGGAAAGAGCUUCAGUCGGAGCUCCAAUCUCACCUCCCAUGAAAGAAUUCACAGCUUGGAGAAACCAUAUCAAUGCAUGGAAUGUGGAAAGAGCUUCAAUCAGAGCUCCAAUCUCACUACCCAUCAAAGUAUUCACACAGGGGAGAAACCAUAUCAGUGCUUAGAAUGUGGAAAGAGGUUCCGUCUGAACAAAGACCUUGUUUGUCAUCAUAAAAUUCACACCAGGGAGAAAUCGUAUCAGUGUUUGGAAGAUGGAAAGAGGUUUAAUCAGAGCUCCCACCUCACUUCUGUUAACACACGUGUCUAUUGGGAACCUGAGUGUGUGAACCUGCCACCCACGUGUCCCAUUAAACACGCCUCCUUGAGAGGAGGGGAAUCUUUUGCUAGGGAUAAACCAAGUGCUUUGCUCUGAAAUGUGCCUAAAUGGUGUAACCCAAGAAAUGCAGGUCCAAACAGGCUAAAGCAAAGCUUUCUUUUACUGAGAGAAAAGAGAAGAAUAGCGAUACAAAAGGACUGGGUGCAUGGCAGCAUUUCCCAUUAGUACUCUAACCCAAACUAAAGAGAUAAAAGGUCUCUACUGCUAUAAGGAAUGACAGGUAGCAGAGAUUACCUAUCCUAGGCCCAAGGAGUGGGCAGUGGGAUUCAGCUGAAGUGACAUGAAGGAGCCAAAAAGGAAGAAGGACCCUCUUUGCCUCAAGGUUUGCACCGAGACACAGACUCCUUCCUGAACUGUCGCCUGCAGUCCUGCGCUGUGCUCAUUGAGAGCGUAGUUACAUGUUGGAGCUCAGAAUCUCUAUCUUGGGUCUCAAAUCCUGCUCUUAAAUACACUUUCCCUCUUACAAAUCAACGUGAAAAGAAAGGGUCUGGGGAUGAGGUGAUCUCACAUUGUGUGUGUGUUUCUUACUGACACUCAGAAAAACUAAGGCUACUUUCUAAUGCUUUCUGUAAACAAUGGGAUCAUCCUGCUAAGCUUGAGGGAAGCCUGCCAAGGACGAGGAUAACAUUUAAUUCAGUGUCUUCUUGUUCCUCUUUGGUUGCCAACAAAAUGGCCUUGCUUCUGUCCUCUCACAGCACUUCAGGAAGGCACAACAGGAGGUAUGGGGUGGGAAGUGUAGUCCAGAAUACUUGCCAUCCCUUUGAGUCUCAAUGAACCAAAUUGGAGGUUAGCCAGAGCACUCCUAACAUUUCCCAUGGAAGAAUUCACAGCAGAGAAAAAACAUUAUCAGUGCUGAAAAUGUGGGAAAAGCUUCAGUCGGAGAGGCAAUCUCACUUUCUAUGAAAAGCUUCACAACGGGGAGAAACCAUAUCCGUGUUUGGAAUGUGGACAGAGAUUCAGCUCAAGGGAAAAUUAUACUUGCCAUCAAAUAGUUCAUACAGGAGAGAAACCCUAUCAGUGCUUUGAAUGCGGAAAGAGCUUCACCACCAAAGGAAAUUUCACUUCCCAUCAAAGAGUUCCCAGCAGGGAGAAGCCAUAAAAGCAGUCGCAGCUGGUGGUCACUGGACCUGGCAGGGCUGCUAAGAGGUCCGUGAGGCACGGUUUGCGGGUUUGCCAAGGCUUGGUCAAGUUGCUCUGUUGCAAAGGGACUGUGGGCACUUAAGCAUUACAACUGUACAAUUACAUACUAAAGUGAAAAGUGGCUCAUUUGGUUCAGAAGUCCCUGCUGUCCCUGUCGCUUCUCUGCUAGGAGAAAAAUUGUGUGGCCUUCAUCUGUUCUCAUUCUUUCCCCAUCCUCUGUUGCAAACAAACGGUGGACACUUAAACAUUACAGUUGUGCACAUGAUGUAUCACUGAACACCAAAGUCCGGAUCGUUCAGACCAUGGUAUUCCCGAUCUCUAUGUAUGGAUGUGAAAGUUGGACAGUGAAAAAAGAGGAUAAGAGAAAAAUCAACUCAUUUGAAAUGUGGUGCUGGAGGAGAGCUUUGUGCAUACCAUGGACUGUGAAAAAGUCAAAUAAUUGGGUGUUAGAACAAAUUAAACCAGAACUGUCACUAGAAGCUAAAAUGAUGAAACUGAGGUUAUCCUACUUUGGGCACAUCAUGAGAAGACAGGAUUUGAUUCCACAAAGGAAGCCACAGACCUGAACUUACAAGAUCUGAACAGGGUGGUUCAUGACAGAUGCUCUUGGAGGUCACUGAUUCAUAGGGUCGCCAUAAGUCGUAAUCGACUUGAAGGCAAAUAAAAACAACAAAACAUGCUUAGCACUUAAAUGUCUAACUUUGUUUCAGAAUUGCUGUCACAAUUUCUAGCGUGGGAUCAUGCCGCAAUAACCUUGCAUUACACAGAAGUAAGCCUCACUGAAUUACAUACGGAUUUUUCGCUGAUAAUUAGGAUUGUACCUUGAAUUGAUUAGGCUUAAAGGUGCCACUUAGGACUGUUGAGGAAGGUCCCCAUAAAUUUCCAGACCUGCGGGAGAAGAUUAUUCCUAUCCCCCAGUUCAUUUAAUUUUUAUGUCUUCUUUCCAGAAUGUAGAAUAAGAUGGAGGUUUUAUUUUGUACGUCGCCCAGAGUGGCUGGAUAACCAGUCAGAUGGGCGACAAUAAAUUUAAUAAUAAUAAUAAUAAUAAUAAUAAUAAUAUUAAGUGGCCUAGGACCUGAUCCGGGUUAAAAUCACCACUUGGCCAUGAAGCUGAGUGUGUGACCUUUGACCAAUUAUUGUCUCUCAGCCUAACCUACCUCACAGGAUUGUUGUGAGGAUAACAUUAGAGGAAAGAGACCCAUGAAAGGUGGAACAGAUAUAAGUGCAGGCCUGUAACCAGGGUGGGGCAAAUGGGUGUGCAUUGUUUUCUUUUUAAUUCAUGAGAUGACAGACGACAACCGCUAUGUAAAGAAUGACAGCUUGUUUUAAGGACAGGAACAAUUUGAGAAUAGGACCCUCUGAAAAAUUUGGGGAAUAAGGCAGGGAGAGUGCACAACAAACGCCCAGAGCUUGGAAAAGUUACUUUUUUGAACUACAACUCCCAUCAGCCCCAGCCAGCAUGGCCACUGGAUUGGGCUGAUGGGAGUUGUAGUUCAAAAAAGUAACUUUUCCAAGCUCUGCGAAAGCCUCAUUUGGAAGAGCCCCCAAAAGUCUGCUCACUCAAAAAUUUCCCUCACUGAGGGUGGAUUUUUCAUGAUCACAAUCACCAUAUAAUUACUAAAGUGAUUCUGUGGAAAAAAUCACAGCCUGUAUAGUAACAUGAGCCUUAAAGAGUUAUAUAUUAGAACUUUGUAUUAUCUGCUAGAGUUCGACUCCACUCCUUGGACCUUUUUUGCUCAACUUUUCAUUUUCACUUUCUGUUGUGUUUUCUACCCAGCCAGCAAUAAAGAAGCAUGUUUGUCUGUAGUAAGAAAUAAGACUUUGUUUAUUCUGCAGCUAUUAUAAUGAGUAGAGCAGGAUUGGGUGCUUAUUGCUAAAGGGUGAAAUAAACAGAUAACUUAAAAGUGAUCUGAAAGAAGGCUACCCUUUCCUUUGUUAAAGCGUUCACUAUACUCACAAUCAUAGUGGCUAUUUGCGUCUUCUUCUUUUGGCUACUUGAUGGCAAAGGAUGAAAUCAGCCCUAUAGAAAUAUUGCUGUGUACACAACAGUUAGUUAGCUGGCUGGCUGAACAUCUAUGCUGUAACUCAGGUUUAAUUUCUGAUUUUCCCAAUAUGUGAAGCUCAGGUCCUGGGCCCAGCGCUCUUCAACAUUUUUAUUAACGACUUGGAUGAGGAGAUACAGAGCAUGCUUAUCAAAGUUGCAGAUGAUACAAAAUUGGGGAGCAUAGCUAACACCAUGGAAGACAGAAACAAAAUUCAAAGGGACCUUGAUAGGCUGGAGCAUUGGGCUGAAAACAACAGAAUGAAAUUCAACAGGGAUAAAUGCAAAGUUCUACACUUAGGAAAAAGAAACCAAAUGCACAGUUAUAAGAUGGGGGAUAUUUGGCUCAGCAAUACGACAUGAGAGAAGGAUCUUGGAAUUGUCGUUGAUCACAAGCUGAAUAUGAGCCAACAGUGGCUGCAAAGAAGUGUGAUGUGGCUGCAAAAAAGGCAAAUGCUAUAAUAGGCUGCAUUAACAUAAGUAUAGUUUCCAAAUCGCAUGAAGUAUUAGUUCCCCUCUAUUCAGCACUGGCUAGGCCUCAUCUUCAAUACUACAUCCAGUUCUGGUCUCCACUCUUCAAGAAGGAUGCAGACAAACUGGAACAGGUUCAGAGGAGGGCAGCAAGGGUGAUCAGAGGACUGGAAACAAAGGCCUAUGAGGAGAGACUGGAAGAACUGGGCAUGUUUAGCCUGGAGAAGAGAAGACUUAAGGGGAGAUAUGAUAGCACUCUUCAAAUACAUGAAAGGUUGUCACACAGAGGAGGGCCGGGAUCUCUUCUCAAUCGUCCCAGAGUGCAGGACACGGAACAAUGGGCUCAAGUUGCAGGAAGCCAGAUUUCGACUGGACAUCAGGAAACACUUCCUGUUAGAGCCAUAUGACAAUGGAACCAAUUGCCUAGAGAGGUAGUGGGCUGUCUCGGUAUAAGAUACCUUCAUGUCUUUCUAUGUCUCUUUAUGUCCUCCCCUCCCCAAAUACAGCCAUGUUGUCCUCCAGUCUCACUUGGACCUACCCUGAGUUAAAUAA